GGAAUCGAGGUGGAACAAAGGAACCAUCCUGAAGGCGUCGGUGGACUACAUCCGCAAACUGCAGAAGGAACAACAGCGAGCCCGAGAGAUGGAGGAGAGACAGAGGAGGCUGGAGAACACCAACCAGACCCUGUUGCUCCGCAUACAGGAGUUGGAGCUUCAGACUCGCCUCCACAGCCUCGACUCUUCGUCGUCCUCCUCCUCCUCUCUGGACCCCCAGGCGAUGCUCUCCCCCUCCCUGCCUCACCUCUUCUCCUCCCCCUCCCCCCGCUCCGCCCCCUCGCUGGCGACCCCGUCCCUGGGUCUGGACGCCCUGAGCUUCGUUGAUCUGGACGAGCCUCGGGCGGCUUCCCCCGUCUUCUCCCCGGACCUGAUGUCGGACGUGGGGCUGACGGAGCUCCGCGGCCUGGCGGACAUACUGAUGGAGGAAGGGGGAGGGGGGGCCAUGUCCGACCCCCUGCUGUCCUGUGGAGCCUCGAAGACCAGCAGCCGUAGAAGCAGCUUCAGCAUGGAAGAGGACCUUUGACGCACACGCCAGGCUUCCUAUUGGUCAGAAGCAUAACGCCCCCUUGUGACAUCAUCCAAACAAACAACACACAUAGGUGAUGUCACAGCGAACAACUGUGGCUAAAUCUUACUUCCCUUUGAAUUGCAUCCACGUUUCCCCCCUUUGAUUCCCUUCCUCGCGUCUCAGUCCGUCCCACCGAGGAGACACGGGGGGAAAUCAUGCGGGGGGGGGGGACGAGGAAAUGUGUUUUUAGAGGGAUGAGACGUCCUUUCCUCUGAAGCAUCACAUGAAUUUGUCAGCUGUUUGGGUGGAGUUAGCGACGUCUUCCAGGAAGGAUGCUCUCUGUAUCCUCUCUCAUAGCUCCUCAGAGAUCCCUCCUCCAUCCUCGCUCAUAGCUCCUCAGAGAUCCCUCCUCCAUCCUCGCUCAUAGCUCCUCAGAGAUCCCUCCUCCAUCCUCUCUCAUAGCUCCUCAGAGAUCCCUCCUCCAUCCUCGCUCAUAGCUCCUCAGAGACCCCUCCUCCAUCCUCUCUCAUAGCUCCUCAGAGACCCCUCCUUCAUCCUCACUCAUAGCUCCUCAGAGAUCCCUCCUCCAUCCUCGGAGUAGAAAUCUGGUCUGACGGCAGCAGAGUCUGAGUCUUUCCCCAGGUGUGAACUCACCUGAGACUCGCUGCAGGUAUUUUAGAGAUGAAUCCACAGUGACUGUAAAUAUGAAUCUGUACAUAAACACGUAAAUCUAUAAUCACCAGAGCCCGACCGAUAUAUCGGCCGAUAUUAGAUGUUUUCCAAACUAUCGCUUUCGGCAUUUAUAAUGGCCGAUAAAAAAAAUUUAAAAAACAGACACAUUUUUUAAAAAUUCAUUCGUUGCAUAGUCUGUCCACCAGAGGACGCUCUACAACGUCCCUGUUAGUGAUGGCGUUGCAUAGUCUGUCCACCAGAGGACGCUCUACAACGUCCCUGUUGGUGAUGGUGUUGCAUAGUCUGUCCACCAGAGGACGCUCUACAACGUC
This is a messenger RNA of Etheostoma spectabile (orangethroat darter), 1515 nucleotides long. Its product is annotated as transcription factor E3. The record is from RefSeq and is a predicted model, not a curated record. Gene Ontology annotation, cellular component: nucleus. Gene Ontology annotation, biological process: regulation of transcription by RNA polymerase II. Gene Ontology annotation, molecular function: RNA polymerase II cis-regulatory region sequence-specific DNA binding; DNA-binding transcription factor activity, RNA polymerase II-specific; protein dimerization activity. Lineage: Eukaryota; Metazoa; Chordata; Actinopteri; Perciformes; Percidae.